Messenger RNA from Westerdykella ornata, 1240 nucleotides. RefSeq lists its product as uncharacterized. The transcript has a single exon. Gene Ontology annotation, biological process: DNA-templated transcription initiation. The record is from RefSeq and is a predicted model, not a curated record. The coding region runs from base 49 to 930 and encodes 293 amino acids. Lineage: Eukaryota; Fungi; Ascomycota; Dothideomycetes; Pleosporales; Sporormiaceae. Gene Ontology annotation, cellular component: RNA polymerase I complex.
UCCGCAAUCCACAAGAGCACACAGCUAUUACAAGGAAAUAGCCCAGAAAUGGCACCAAUAUCAGACAGCGACGCGGACUCGCUCUUCCGCCUCGAGCGCAUCUCCCAAUGGAUCUCGCUGCCGCCAGCAAGCCUCUCGAACCCGCUCCCAGCCCUCUGCGCAUCCUUCUUCUCGCCCCUCCUCCUCACAUACUACCCUCCCGCCGGCGGAAUCGUGCUCGCAUGGCAAGACAUCGAACUGAGCGACGAGCCUCCCACUCCACAGCCUCAGCAUCCCAAACCCUCCGCAUCACGCAAAACAUCACAGCGAGCUUCAAAACGCGCGGCGGCGGACGCGGAAAGCGGCAUCUCUGAGUCCGAGGGAGAAGAUGGAGAAGAAGAGCAAGAGAAGCCUCUCCUGCUCAAAGUCGUGGACGAAUACUCGGCCCCCUUCGUCUGGGCGACGGCUACCUUGCUCGUGUUCCGGCCGCGCAAAAACGCCUGGGUCGAGGCGCACCUCACGACGCAGACGGCUACGCAUAUUACGCUGUCGUAUCUGAAUGCGUUUUCGAUUUCUGUGCUGCGGAACCACAUGCCGAGGGAUUGGUCGUGGUGCGAUUCGUCUGCGGGCGGUGCGUUUUCGAUGACGGGUGGGCAGGGUUCGGGCGUUGGGGGCGAGGGGUACUGGAUGGAUAAGGAAGGGAGGCCGGUGGAGAGGGCGAUCAGGUUACGGAUAAGAGAUUGGGAUGCGCGGUUCGAGGCGAAGGGGGGUAGAGGUUUUCUGAGGAUUGAAGGGAGCUUGUUGGAGGAGGCUGAAGAGAGGGAUGCAGGUGAGCGGUGGGAGGGCGAGAGGAGGACGGCCAAAGCGAAGAGCGCUCUGAAAGCAUCGACAAGCAGGGCGGGUGCACAGGAAGGUGGACGUGCAAAUGCGGAGGCUAUGGAGGCGGACUGAAGGACGCCGUUAUUCAUCACCGAAGCCGAGUUCGUACAGCGAGGAAGCCGCCUCCCAUCAAGCGCACUCAACACCCGGAGAAAAUCACCGCUAGGUCACCGAACCUGGGGACGCGGCAGGCCAGAAGAGAAGAAGAGGACGCAGUCAUCACUCGCUAUAGCGCAAACGCAGGUCGAUUCUGUUGAGGUCUUCGAAGGCUUUGCGCCUGUGUUGUGCGCUCAACCAAAUGCAGCUAGCGACCAGUGUAAACUUGAUACCCCCCGGGUUCCAGGCAAAAUGUAAUGAUCCAUGCAAAUUCCAACGCCUUGAC